Mercurialis annua (annual mercury) is the source of this 923-nucleotide messenger RNA. RefSeq lists its product as uncharacterized. The coding region runs from base 393 to 761 and encodes 122 amino acids. Lineage: Eukaryota; Viridiplantae; Streptophyta; Magnoliopsida; Malpighiales; Euphorbiaceae. The record is from RefSeq and is a predicted model, not a curated record. The transcript has 3 exons.
GCAUUCCACCGCAGUGGUGUGAUUACAGAGCAUUUAUGACUUCUCAAUGAUUCUCCAUUGUUUCUGCUGCUCAUUUAUUUCUACAUUACAAAACCCAAAUUUACUCCUUCUUCUCCAGCAGAGUAAGACAAUAAUACCCACAUGCUUUCUUUUAUUAUCAUCACUCCCCUUCUUAAAUACCAUUUCAAUUAUUAUUUUAUUUUUUUUCAAAAACAUACAUCCAUUAUUCAGAUCCUCCUUUCUUAUCUCCACGGAUUUUCUGCUUGACUUUCAUAUUCUUUUUUUAUUUAUAUUUUUUGUCACUUUUCUCUUUCUUAAAAAGUUAGAAAAUUCUUGCAUUUUGGGUUUGAAGAGACGGGUCGGCGAGUUUCUUCUUCCGAUUUUAUCACAUUAUGAAGGUUUCGGGGAUCUGGGUUUUGUAUUUUGUUGUUGGGACAGCUUUAAUGUUCUUUAAUUUCUCUUGCGCCACUGCAUCAGCUAGCUUCUCAAUUUCUGAUAUGGUGCUCAUGGACAGGGGUGGGGAAAUGAUAAUGGCAGCAACAAACAGGAAGCUCAAGGAGAAAAGCUACAAUCCGAGCGUUAUGAAGAAGAAGAAGCGCGAUGCUGGAUUGUUCAAUCUAGAUGAUUAUCAUCCGAUAGAUCCAGUUCCAAGUUCAAAGGCUUCCAUAAAACCUGGACCGAUCGAGCACGGGACUCCUCUGAACCCAUUUAUUCCCAAGCCUUCUCCUCCGAGCCCUGCUCCUCCGAAGAAGGUCGGUUAGCUUAACUUUCCAGGUGAUGUAUGAUAAUAACAUGAAGAAUUGUGCUUCAGUACUUGCUAAUGUUGUUUCUAGUGGUUUGUUUAUUGUAUGGUGUGCAUAAGCCAGAUGAAACUAUAGGCAGUCUGCUUUCACAUAUAUAUAAAGAUUACUAUAAAACUGCAA